AUGUCCUUAAAAAAAAAGAAACCUAAGAAACAAGGAAAAGUUGAUGUUAAAGUAGACCUUGAAGCUGAAUUGGAAGUGGAACAUGCAAUUAUGUUUGAAAGUGAAAGUGAUAGUGACUUUGAAUAUGAAAGUAGUGUGGAGGCUAACAUUGAAGUGGAAGCUCUAAGUGGUUUGGUACCUAAAAUGGAGGUUAACAUUGAAGUUCCUGAAGUUGAUGUGGAUGCUAACAUUGAAGUUCCUGAAGUUGAUGUGGCAGCUAACAUUGAAGUGCCCGAAAUGGAUGCUAACAUUGAAGUUCCAUUAGUUCAAGAUAACAUCGAAGAAGAGAUUCAAGAUGAAGUGGAACAUGAAAUUCAAGUUAACAUUUAA
Molecule: messenger RNA, 369 nt
Organism: Lactuca saligna
Lineage: Eukaryota; Viridiplantae; Streptophyta; Magnoliopsida; Asterales; Asteraceae
Source: the annotation of a GenBank genome assembly